Molecule: messenger RNA, 4770 nt
Organism: Anolis sagrei ordinatus
Lineage: Eukaryota; Metazoa; Chordata; Lepidosauria; Squamata; Anolidae
Gene: PHC2
Product: polyhomeotic homolog 2
Biological process (GO): negative regulation of DNA-templated transcription
Cellular component (GO): PRC1 complex; nucleus
Molecular function (GO): chromatin binding; zinc ion binding; histone binding
Source: RefSeq, a predicted model, not a curated record
UCCCCUUGGCUUGUGGAGAGGGGAGCAUCAGAGAGGCCUGCUGCGCAUGACAGUGGAGGCGGCCAGCACCCUCCGCUUUGCCAUGGAUGGCCACGAUGUGCCUCCGGCCACGUCCAGCGCCACGUCCGCCUCCAACAGCCACCCAGCCGGACCCCAACUCUCCGUCUACAGCGGGAUCCCCGACCGGCAGGCCGUCCAGGUGAUCCAGCAGGCGCUCCACCGCCAGCCCAGCACGGCGGCCCAGUACUUGCAGCAGAUGUACGCAGCCCAGCAGCAGCACCUCAUGCUCCAGACCGCCGCCCUCCAGCAGCACCAACACCAACACCACCAACACCACCAGCAACAACCACAACAGCAACACCACCAACAACACCACCAGCAACAACAACAGCAACCGCAACCGCAACACCAAAGCCUGCCCACGCCCAUCCAACAGGCCAACCUGGCCGCCAACCGCCCGGGGGCUUCGUCCGGCAACAAUGGACCCGCGCAGACCCCCGCCCAGCAGCAACCCACGCUCAGCCUCUCCUCCUCACCCGCCGCCGCCCAACUUCUCACCCGGGCGCAAGGCGUGACUCCGGCCACUGCGGCCACUUCUGGCCUGACCCAGCAAGCUGUCCUCUUGGGCAACGCCAGCAGCCCUGCUUUGACCGCCAGCCAGGCUCAGAUGUACCUGCGGGCACAGAUGGCUCAGCAGGGUCACCUUGUGCAGGUAGCUCGGAGCCUAGGCCGCGCUGUUCCUUUGUCCCCGCAGCUCAUCUUCACCCCCAGCCCUGCCCCCGCCCAGGCCGAAGGCGCCGGAAACACCCCGCCCACCACCACCUGCGCCCAGGCGCAGCGCCCCCCGCAGGCCUUGGCUCCUUCUCCGUCCCAGCAGCUCCCCACUUUGGCCAUGAAGCCUGCGCCCAACGCCAACAGCCAGGCUUCCUCUUCCUUGGCAGCGGGGCCCCAGGGCAAAGGGCCCGGGGCCAAAGAGCCCCCUUCGGAGCACCUCCGGAAGGCAGAGGCGGGCGCGGGAGGGGGCGGCGGGGGCACCAGCAACGGGACGGGGGGGGCCCCCGAAGGAGGAGGAGUACGAGGUCCCGCUCCCAACCGGACGACAAGCAUUGCCAACACCCACCCCCUCAUUGCGCCAGCGUUUGCUCCGCUCCAGUCCCACCAGUUUGUGUCUCAGCAGCCCAAGGCAGCCCAGCACCAGUUUGUCAUCCAGCCGCAGCUACAGCCUCGCUCCACGCAGCCUAUGCCGCCCUCGUCCUCUUCCUCCCAUUUGCCGAACCCGGGGCCGACGUCCAUACAAGGCUGUCACCCUCACAAGCCGGGCAGUGGUGCCAGCGCCAGCCCCUCUUGCUUGCAAGCCACCCAUAACGCCAGGCCCGCGGCUGCAUUGCAGAGGCAAGAAGCGAGCUCCUCCGUCCGGAGCGGCGGGUGUCCCAACCACACUGCCCAGCGCAAGGUCGCCACCCACCAAGCGCAGGCACCGGCUGGGACGGAAACUCCCCAGAAAGAGGCCACAGAGAAGCUGCCCCCCGCAGACCCCCCGGCCCCGCCCCACACCACCCCCAGCCCCACGCCGGACCCCGGAGCCGCCGGGACCCCCCACCACGACGCUGCUGCCCCGGAGGGCCCGGUCCCGCCCCCGCCUGCCCGCAGCCCCGGCGGAGGCAUGACCUCGGGCAACGGGACGUCUGCCUCCAGCGUCGCCGGCGCCGCCCCCCAGAACGGGGAGAGCCACAAGCCCCCGCAGGCCGUCGUCAAGCCCCAGGUCCUCACCCACCUCAUCGAGGGCUUCGUCAUCCAGGAGGGCGCCGAGCCUUUCCCGGUGGGCCGCUCUUCGCUGCUGGUGGGGAGCCUGAAGAAGAAGUAUGCGCAGGCCCUUCUGGGGGAGAAGGCACAGUCCCCGCAUCCGCAGCCACAUCAGCAGGACAACAACACCACCACCACCGACUCCGAGAUGGAGGACCCCUAUUUGCAAGAAUCCAAAGACGAAGGGUCUCCCCCCAAGUUGAAGUGCGAGCUCUGCGGCCGCCUCGACUUCGCCUACAAGUUCAAGCGCUCGAAGCGCUUCUGCUCCAUGGCCUGCGCCAAGAGGUACAACGUGGGCUGCACAAAGCGCGUGGGGCUCUUCCACCCGGACCGGAACAAGCCUCCGAAGCAGAGCGCCACGCCACACAACCGGCGCCGGAACAGCAAGACCUCCCUGCCGGUGCUCGGCAAGGAGAGCAAGAAACAGGUGUCGCCCGCGUUGCCCCCCACCUCGGGCCCGGGUCCCUUGCAACAGCAGCAGCAGCACCUGUCCCGGGCGGCCCAGGAGGACUCCAGCCGCGGCUCCGACAACUCUAGCUACGAGGAGCCGCUCUCCCCGCUCUCGGCCAGCUCCUCCACCUCCCGCCGCCGCCGCUGCCCCUCCGAGCGCGAGGUGGAGCUGACCGACGUCCGCGUGCGCGACCUGGUGGCCAUCGGGCACCACUUCCUGCCCAGCGAGCCCCACAAGUGGAACGUGGAGGACGUCCACGAAUUCAUACGCUCCCUUCCCGGCUGCCAGGAGAUUGCGGAGGAGUUCCGCGCCCAGGAGAUUGAUGGGCAGGCGCUGCUGCUGCUGAAGGAGGACCACCUCAUGAGUGCCAUGAACAUCAAGCUGGGCCCGGCCCUCAAGAUCUACGCCCGCAUCUGCAUGCUGAAGGACUCCUAGGCGGCCCCUCUGUUCUGGCCGCCGGCACUCGAGCACAAUUCCCCCCUUGGGAGCGGGGGGUGGUGUACAUACAUAGGUAGCCUUAGCUUCCCUUCCUCUCCUCCUCCUUUUCCUCUUCCUCCUCCUCAGGUGCAAAAGAUGCCAUUUUCGGGGGGAACGCCGCGUGCGUCUCGGCCUCCCCUGCUUUUUGUAUCAGAAGCUGGAUCGGACACAACCUACUUGAAACCUCAGAAAGCCAAACAGGACCGUUGCCUUAACUUUUUUUGUAUCGUGUAGGCGUGCGUGUGUGUGCGUGUGGUGCCGCUUAGUGCCCUCCUCCCCGUCCCUUUUUUUAGGGGUCCGUAGCGAGUUUAGGGUCCUCAUUUGGGUCAGGAGAGCAGACAGGGUCAAAGCGGCCGCUGCGGGGGGCUCGACGCUCAUGACUUGUUGGAGAGGGUCGACUCUUCGGCUAGCUUCCGGACCAGGUUUGCUCCCUUCGCGGCCUUAACAGGCCCCUCACGACUCUCGCCCUCCACUCCCUCCCUCCUUAGCAUCAUAGAUUUGGAAGACUAUUCCUUCCCUCGGCCUCGUUUUCUGUUGACACAGGCUAGAAUUGCAUUGGCCUUUUUCGCUGCCGCAUCACACCGUCGGCUGAUGCUCCUCUUGAGGUCUCCAUUUGGUCUCCUAGAUCCAUUUCAGCAUUAUCAUUCAUCCUCCCCUCAGUCUAGACACUUGAAUCCUAAGGCUGAAGUUUAGGAUUGUAUUGGCCUUUUCUGCUGCAGCAUUACACUUUUGGCUAAUAAUAAUAAUAAUAAUAAUAAUAAUAAUAAUAAUAAUAAUAAUAAUACCUUCUUCAUGGUCUAUUAAGACUUCCAGAUCUCAUUCAGUCACUUCCCUGGGCAUUCUAUUCCUAUGAAUGCAGUCUAGGAUUGCAUUGGCCUUUUCUGCUGCAGCAUCACACUCUUGGCUUGUUGUUGUUGUUAUUAUUAUUAUUAUUACUAUUAUUAUUAUUAUUACUUUGUUCAUGACCUAUUAAGACUCCUAGAUCCCUUUCAAUGACUUCCCUAGACUCUGUUUUCCUAUGGAUGCAGCCUAGGAUUGCAUUGGCCUUUUCUGCUGCAGCAUCACACUCUUGGCUCAUAAUAAUAAUAAUAAUAAUAAUAAUAAUAAUAAUAAUAAUAAUAAUAAUUCUUUAUUCAUGGUCUCUUAAGAGUCCUAGAUCCCUUUCAAUGACUUCCCCAGACGUUCUAUUCCUAUGGAUGCAGCCUAGGAUCGCAUUGGCCUUUUCCACUGCAGCAUCACACUCUUGGCUCAUACUAAUAAUAAUAAUAAUAAUAAUAAUAAUAAUAAUAAUAAUACCUUCUUCAUGGCCUAUUAAGACUCAUAGAUCCCUUUCAAUGACUUCCCCAGACAUUAUAUUCCUAUGGAUGCAUCCUAGGAUCGCAUUAGCCUUUUCCGCUGCAGCAUCACACUCUUGGCUCAUCAUAAUAAUAGUAAUAAUAUUAUUAUUAAUGUCUUCUUCGUGGCCUAUUAAGACUCCUAGAUCCCUUUCAAUGACUCCCCCAGACAUUAUAUUCCUAUGGAUGCAUCCUAGGAUCGCAUUGGCCUUUUCUGCUGCAGCACCACACUCUUGGCUCAUCAUAAUAAUAGUAAUAAUAAUAAUAAUAAUAAUAAUAAUAAUAAAUACUAAUACCUUGUUCAGGGUGGAUUAAGGCUUCCAGAUCCCUUUCAUGCGAUAUCAUGACUUCCCAUGGAUGCCGCCCAGGAGCGCCUUGGCCUUUUCUGCUGCAGCCCCACGCCCCGGCCUCGAGGCCCUCCUUCGGCUCCUGGGCCCCUUCCCUUGGCUUUGUUCCCCGCCCCGUUCCUCGAGGCCGGCCAGGCAGGGCAAGGCAGGAGGAGCCGGUUUUCUCCCCGGAAGACAGACAGACAGACAGAGCUGGGCUCAGGUGCAUCAGGUUGCAGGAGCGCUGCAGCUGAGCUGCGCCUCCCCCUUUUUUUGGGACUCCCACCCGCCCGCGGCUCCGGCCCCGGAAGAAUUUCUACUGUUUCCAACGGCCCCCAGACCCUUGGUUUUUUAAAAUAAAAGCUCACUUUUACAGAAA